AUGCUAAGAACACCUUACGAAAUACUAGGGGUCUCUGAAAACAUCAAACGUAAUGAAUUACGUAUCCCAUAUCGAGAAAAAAUUCACCAAUACAAGCAAGGUCAAAUAUCUGCUGAGGAAUAUCGACUGGUUUGUCGUGCUUACGAAACUCUUACAAUUGAUCAAAAGUUCGAUCUUUACCAAAAAGAAAAUAAUUGGGUUCAAGACUUACCGAUCGACCAAUACACGCCACAACAACUCGCUGUUGAACCCGAUCUGUUGUCUGUGCUAAAGGAACGAUUUCAGAAUGCUACACUGCAAGAAAUCGACGCUCAAGAUUCAACUACAGGUCAUACAACCUUGUAUAGUGCUGCGCGUAGUGGCAAUGAAGAAGCAGUAUCUUAUCUAACUGAACAGGGUGCCGAAGCUGACUUAUUACAACGUACAAAAAGUACGGCACUUCAUGGUGCUUCCUUUUAUGGACAUGCAGGUGUGAUUCGUCUCUUGUUAGAAAGUGGUGCCAGUUAUGCUGUGAUAAACUGCUAUAGUAAUGUGCCUGAAAAAGAAGCAGCAAAUAGUGCUGUAAAAGAAGUUUUCGAAGAAUUGAAAACAUCACCGUUUGUACAAGCCGCUGCAAACAACAUCAAUUGGUUUAAAGAACGAAAAAACGGAUGGGGAAAACAUAUCGACGAAGAAUAUUAUUCUCAACGACAAACUCUAUUGCAUUGUGCAAGCAAGAAGGGAUAUGAAGAUUUAGUUCGUUUAUUUGUUGAAAAACAUUCAGCAAACUUAGAUAUUACCGAUAAUAAUCUCAAUUCUGCUUUGCACCUCGCCGCCUAUGGUGGCCAUUGUCCAAUUGUUGACUACCUUCUCAAGUGUGGUUGCAAUGCUAGACUGGAAAAUCGAUGGGGAAUGAUUGCCGAACAGGAAGGAAGACGACAUGGUGAUGCAAUGAUGAAAAUCUUUGAAAAUAUCCGUGAGCAAGACAUGUUCGAAAUGGCGCGUAAAGGAGUCGAUUGGUGGUUUCGCUAUCAUUUCGGUAGUAACUCACCCAAUGCCAAUGAUAAACAUGGUACAAGUUUACUCUAUCACGCUUGCCGAUAUGGUCAACCACUGGUGGCUAAAUGGCUCUUGGAACACGGUGCGGACAUUGAUGCACAAUUACAGGAGAACCCAAAAAGUACGGCACUUCAUGUUGCUGUCUUUUAUGGGCAUGUUACCACUGUCGAGCUAUUACUUACUCAUGGUGCUAAUUCCAAUAUAAAAAAUCAAUUGCGUUUAGCUCCUCUGGAAGAAGGCAGGCAUAGUGAUGUGGACGAAUCUCGAUGGAAUAAAGUGAGAGAGUUAGUUCUUCGAUAUCGUAAUAACCUGACUUCGAUGAAAUCGAUUUCUGUCCAUGUCUAUGAUGACGAAAGUUCCGAUCAAGAACCUUUCAUUAAAGUUGAACUUGACGUUGAUCAAACACAAAAUCAUCUUCGAGAAUUAUUAACUGGUGAGUGGCGUGAAAGAUGCCGCCACUUUUCCAUUGCUCGACAUGUGCUACCUUCAGACCAGUGGUCAACAGGCCUACUCCUAGCCGUACAUCAUGCACGUUAUACUCGAACACAUUUCCUUAGUGUUCCACUUCAUUUAGCCUUGCAUCAGACGGCAACUAUAUCAGACAUAGAAUUCAAAAAUAUAACAACUUUUAAGAGCACAAUAAAUCCACGGCAAGUUAAGCAACAUAUUGUAUCGUCUAAUUCUAAAACUAAUGUCGCAAAGUUUACAUUGACAAUACCGAUGGAGCAAGAACGAAAAUUUCAAUUCAAAGAAUUGGAAUUCACUUUUCCAACUGGUUGUAUUGACAAAAACCUAACGUUUGUCGUUCAAGUAGAUUUUUCUCCGAAGACAGAUCUCUGUCAUUUAACUCAAUGUCUCUGCUUGUUUACAACGUAUUUAGAAGAAGGCGAAAAAUUGAUCCAACAACCCACAGUUUUCUUUGUUGGUGAACCUCAUGCUCGUUUAUAUACUUUAGCUUCAAUAGGGGUCUGGUACUCAUUUGAGACAAAUCAACAACGACUGCCAAUGAUUGAAGGCACGCAUGCCUUUGUGCGUCACAUUGAAAUCAUACCGAAGUACCUUAUUUUACCACCCGAUAUGUUCAUUAUGGGUUCACCCAUAAACUGUGUAAUCGAUCGUCAACAUCCAGUUUCAUGUAAAGCUCUCAAUAUUCGGCAUCGUGACUCGGUAAACUUUCCUCACGUAGCUUAUCAUGGAACAAGAAUUGAAGUGGUACAUUCAAUUCUAGUUGAUGGAUUCGUCGUACCAGGCACAGUUGUUUCCACUGGAAUGCGUAUCUUACCUCCACCAAAUCAUAUUCCUAGAGGACGAAAAGGUUUUGGCGUGGAUGAUUUUGCUGAUGCUAUUUUUUUAAGUCCAAGUGUUCAUUACUGUUCGCACUUAGUUUAUGCAAAACCAUUUACAUGGGGCGAUCGAAAAUUUUUGCCAAUUCUCGAAUGCAGCGUGAAAGAAAAUGGAUAUACUAUCUUCCCUUCUACUGUUUCGAGCUACAAAGCACAUGCUGGUGAGGACCUCAGAAGGAUUGAGUGGCGUGUCAUAGACCCGACUAAUGUUGAUAUCAAUGCUGUACUCUUCAUUCCAUUUGGUGAUUCAGUCAGCGCCAUGGUCGAUAAGCGAGCAAAGAAACUUGGUCUUUUUAAGCGUUUGUUCGGCCACUAA
This is a messenger RNA of Rotaria sp. Silwood1, 2697 nucleotides long. Lineage: Eukaryota; Metazoa; Rotifera; Eurotatoria; Philodinida; Philodinidae. The record is from the annotation of a GenBank genome assembly.